AUGCCCCUUGUGAGCCCUGCAACAAGUGAAGCCGGGAUUCUCUCCCUGAGCUUCAAUCAGGACAACUCCUGCGUGGCUGUCGCAACUCUGGAGGGCAUAAGAAUAUUUGGCACUGAUGUGCGACGGGUGCUGUACAGUUAUGAUGUUGGGGCUGUGAGCCUUGUUGAGAUGCUCUUCUGCACAAGCUUGAUGGCGUUUGUUGGGGCAGGUGAGCAGCCUGCCCUCACUCCCAGGAAGCUGGUUCUCAUGAACACAACUUCUCAGAAGGUCAUCAAGGAAUUGACCUUCCCCGCUGCAAUUCUUGCAAUAAAAAUGAACAGGAGGAGGUUGGUGGUUGUGCUGGAGAGGAAGGCCUAUGUUUAUGAGCUGGACACGCUGUCCCAGUUGAGAGUGUUGGACACGCCUCCCAACCCAAAGGGCGUUUGCACGUUGUCAUCUGGCACAGAUCCAUGCUACCUGGGGUUGCCAUCAUCAUCAACAUCGGGCGUGAUGCGAAUCUACGAUGUGAUGGUUGAUGGUGGCAAUGUGUUGUGCGAAAUCAAUGCUCACAAGGGUGCAUUGGCUUGCCUUGCGAUCAAUCAUGAUUCAACAAUGAUCGCGUCGGCUUCCUUGAAAGGGACCAUAAUUCAGAUACACAGCUUACCUCAAGCUCAGAGGACCUUGAAGUUGAGGAGGGGCUCCACGCCUGCCACCAUCCACUGUCUUUCUUUCAGUCCAGCUGGAGUGGAUCCUCCUCUGUUGGCUGCGGCAGGCAGCCACGGCACGAUACAUGUCUUCAAACUGGAAGAUGCUGACAAGUCCCCUGUGAUGACUGUUGCAUCUGCUGCUGCAGGGGUGCUCUCUGCGGUCACAGGCUAUGUGGUCAAUGACAUGAUCGACCCUGUUCGAAGCACAGUGUCUGUUUCUCUUCCCUGCCAAGGUGUGCCCUCCAUUUGUGCUGUUCUGAACACUGCCAAUGUGGAAGAUGAUGGAGAUCAAGAACACGAUAGUCAGAACAGUCCUGUGGACCCAGAGUCAGAUGGGGUGAUGCUUGUUGUGGCCACAGCAGAUGCGUUCUUGUAUGAGUACCGUAUAUCAGAUUUCAGGUCUGGCGAUGGUCCGAAGGCAGUUCGCUCAGGAGAGUGCCGGCUCUUGGGGACAAGGAAGCCCAGGUAG
Ostreobium quekettii is the source of this 1155-nucleotide messenger RNA. The record is from the annotation of a GenBank genome assembly. NCBI's taxonomy places the organism in Eukaryota, Viridiplantae, Chlorophyta, Ulvophyceae, Bryopsidales, Ostreobiaceae.